Molecule: messenger RNA, 912 nt
Organism: Gongylonema pulchrum
Lineage: Eukaryota; Metazoa; Nematoda; Chromadorea; Rhabditida; Gongylonematidae
Source: the annotation of a GenBank genome assembly
GCCAGAAUAUCUCUACCACCGAUUGGAAAAUCUUUUGCGUCGCAAACGGAACCGCAUACAAUCACAACCGCUAAUCCACAACUGUAUACUGUUCGACCCACUUUCACAUUCUCAUUCACAUCAUCAUCGUCUUCGUCAAUGGAACAUCCGUGGCCCGGAGGGCUAAUUGCUCCAUUGAGCAGUAAUGGGAAUGAAUCAUUGGUCAGCAUGUCAAGUGUCGAUGAUUACGAGGCACCGACCGAUGUCAUACCACCUGUCGCCGUACCUUUGCCGAGCUUUUCUCCCGAAUCACUUCCAAACGUCUCAGAACCGCAACCACUUCCUAGUGCAGCCGCAGAAGAAACUGGUAAGGCUGAAAGUCGAUGGGAGUUGCGAUCACUGAAAAUAGUCCGUCAUAUCACUGCACAACCGAACCAGCCGCAGAAUCCGUACGUAUCACCAGUGUGGAAUGUGGACUUGGAAAGAGCUGGACAAGCACAUAUGGCCUAUACGAGUUCGCAUCCCAGUUUUCUGAGCAAACAUGGACAGUCGGUCGCAGUGACUAUUCCAACACCACACGUGCAAGAGAAUCAUCAGAAACCGGUUGCUCCGGGUAGCGAAGAUACCAACGGUAAAACUACUAACCGGUUGUUAAUCGCAAAAAAUGAGAAAAUUUUUAAUUUCCAGAUAAAAACAGCGCUGGAUGCUGGCCAGUGCGGCAUAUUGCACGUGGCACCGAUUGUUGAGUGCGCCUCUGAUGCGCAUGAUAACACUGAGUGCUGCAGGUAUAAGCAAAUUUCAGCGAAAAGUGCGCCGCAAUGCGAAGUGUUCUGUCGUUCUGGCCAAAUCAGGGGUCUUGGAUUGCAGCAUCUGGUGUGUCGCAAAGUCAUGAACGAACUGAUCGCCUGCCAUUUAUCCGGAUUGCGAUUGUGA